GAAAGUUGAACACCCAGAUUAAUUUGACUCCAGACUCACUUUUGUAUGGGCUUGGAGUUGUAUUAGCUGGGGAGAGAAAAUUCUUUGCUCCCAAGAACUGCCUUCCCCUCCUUCCAUGGGUUGCUGGUCCCGUAGCUUCGAGACAUCCUAACUCGUAAUCGCCUCUCUGCACUUUCAUUCAUCAGUCGCCGCAAUGGCUGUAUGACCUGACGUGCCCAUCCCGGGGCACUUCUGAGAAUGGACGUGGAUGAUUUGGCCGGCCUAAUGGAGGGCAUGCACAUCGAGCCGGCUGCGAAGCCACCGUUCCGUUUUUUCGAUCUUCCAUUCGAGUUGCGACUCCGCGUCUAUGAACUCAUCCUUCUCCUUCCUCGCACCAUCGACCUUGAUCCCAUGAACUACCGUAACAUCCGUCCUCUCCUCAGACUCUUCCUAGUCAGCCAUCGCAUGCACGACGAAGCCUGCCGUGUCUUCUACGGCCGCAACACUUUCCGCAUCUUUCCCAUACACGGUCGCUUCAUCAAUCACAAGAAGCCUCUUUUCACCCGGCUCCCCACUCGAUACCGUGCGCUCAUGACAAAGGCAGAGCUGAGGUUGGGACCAGGGUGGACAAAGCCGCCGCGUGGAUGGGUGGUAGAUGGUCGUCUGGGGCUCUCGGAUGCGAGGAAGCUACGGGUGCUAAAGAUCUUCGUGGAGUUGGAUCCCGCCGCCCACGAGAUAUUCGAGGGAUUCCGCACCAGCGAGACCUUCUAUACCGAGUUUUGUCAGGCGAUGGUGGGGGCGUUGUUUAGCCAGGUGCCUUCGUUUGCGGAAGUGGAGUUCGACGCGUACCCGGGUAUCAAGAAGUCGUCUCCGCUUUUGCAGGCUUUGGUAAAUAUGAGUAAGGCUCAGAACAAGCGGAUCACUUGGGGACCGGAGCGUGAGUGGGAUAAAGUUGUUGAGGUCAACUUGACCGAUGUUUUGGAAGGUUUAGCUUUGGGGUAGAGCUGUUGUAUAAGUAGCUUCUUAUUUCUAUAUUUCUAUUCGUCUGAACUGUUCCGUCCAUUCCGCAUUUUCCAUUCUAUUGCUAAGGCAUACAUUAACGUCUGAAUUGAUAAUGCCCAGUCAUGACAGACCAUAGGGGAUCACAAUCAUGUUCAUGAUCAUGGACUGAUGCAUGAAAAACGCUUGGUGUUGGAAUUAGAGUUUGUGCGUUGUCCUGUACAGAAAACUGUGAUGGCAAUGAAGGGUUCAAUUUGUAGUAGGUUUUCUCCAGCAGCGCCACUACUAGAUAUUAAUGUGGUCCAG
Molecule: messenger RNA, 1284 nt
Organism: Westerdykella ornata
Lineage: Eukaryota; Fungi; Ascomycota; Dothideomycetes; Pleosporales; Sporormiaceae
Exons: 1
Coding region: 391-981 (196 amino acids)
Source: RefSeq, a predicted model, not a curated record